Messenger RNA from Podarcis raffonei (Aeolian wall lizard), 1814 nucleotides. It is a transcript of the gene FAM81A, whose product is annotated as family with sequence similarity 81 member A. The record is from RefSeq and is a predicted model, not a curated record. The transcript is spliced from 9 exons. Bases 337 to 1452 code for a protein of 371 amino acids. Lineage: Eukaryota; Metazoa; Chordata; Lepidosauria; Squamata; Lacertidae.
AGAUGCAUGUUGCUAUAGCGACAGCGUCCUGGCAACAACUCCCAGCUGCUGCUUUGCUUCUUCUUCUCCGAGGCCCAGCCAAGAAGAGCGAGGGGGCUCUUCGGUUGCCACGCUCCUCGGUUGCCGCGGUGGAGGCAGGAAGCAGCAACAGAGGGGCACCAGUACAUCCCAGCUUCAUCCUGGGAAGCCUUUAGGUGUGGCUGCUGACCUGAAAAAUACCUACACCCCCCAAACAAGAAGUGUAGUCGAAUAUGCUGCUAUGAUACUCAGAAGCAGAUUUGGGGCACUCCAGCCCUGCCCUAACCAGACCCAGGCAUAAAUUCUUGGAAAGAGAGGAUGGCACAGCGAAGCCCGAUAUUCUCCACACUUGGCCCAACUGAAAGACGAAUCCGGAACAUCCCCCUCCACAGCCAAGCUCUGACGGCCAUUCCUCUUGGGUCAGCGAGACUCGUGGACCAGCUAGAAGACAGGAUUCUCAGCCAUGAGAAGACAACAGCCGCCCUUGUGGAACACGCUUUUCGCAUCAAGGAAGACAUUGUUUGCACGCUGCAUAGGAUGCAGAACAAAGGCGGAGGGGACCGGCUGGCCAGGCAGCUCUUGGAAGAGCACAUCCGCAACAUCACAGCCAUCGUCAGGCAGCUGAACCGGGACAUUGAGGCUCUACAGGAACAGAUCCGUGUCAGGGAUAACCUCAGUUACGGAACGAAUUCGACACUGAAGAGCCUGGAGAUGCGUCAGUUAUCUGGUCUGGGAGAUCUCAGAGGUCGGGUUACAAGGUGUGAUACUGGGUUAGCCAGAUUGUCUGCUGAACACAAAGUUACCUACGAAAGACUACAGAACCUAAGCAAAGAUCAGCAGGCGACCAAGUUGAUAUUGGAGUCUAAAAUAAAAGAAGCAGAAAUACAGAUUUCUCACCUUUUGAGCAGAAUAGAGCAGUCAAUCAUGCAACAGGAAGCCAAACUGAAGCUCACAUAUAAAGAGAGCAACCAACAGCUCCACCUUCUGGACACAAAAUUGCAGGAUGCCAUUGAUUACCUCAGUAACCAGAUCUCAUCUGCACGAAACUGGAUGGAACAGGAGCAUGACCGGUUUGAGAAAGAGUUUCUGGAGAAGAUUGAUCAGCUGUCCCUGGCCAUUAAGGAAAAAAGUGAAAUGGACAGCAGGGCCUUAGAGAUGCAAUUCAGCGAGAUCCAAGGGAAACUUAAUAAAAUGGAAGACGGGCAAAAGAUCACCACGGAAGAACACGGAGCAAAGAAGACCGAAGACAGAAUCAACAUCCAGCUCAGCAAACUUCAGAUGGAUAUUAAUGAAGAUAUAAAGGAAGUGAAAGCCGAGGUUAAUGCUGGAUUUGCGACCAUCUACGAGAGCAUUGGAUCUCUUCGGCAGGUUCUUGAAGCCAAAAUGAAACUGGAUAAGGAAGAGCUGCAGAAGCAGAUUCAGCAAAUGAAGUAAAGGCAUCUGAAUGCAGCUCACCUGAGCAGCUGGAAGAAAAAUGGAUCUGGUCUGCCUAUAAUGUUGAUCCAGGCUGCGAUAUAAAUCUGAUGCAUGGACAGAGCUAUGUGCUCCCGAUCUUGUGGAGCUGUAUGGUUACUGUAAAUAGUAAAAAGACAGCAUUGCUAUCAAAAAUACUUUUUACGGAAGACCUGUGAGGACCACUGCCCUGUAACUCCAGAUCUAAGCUCCAUUGACUCCAGAAGAGUUGCCUCACAUAACUUGGGUCACAGAUUUUUGUCAGGGCCUCCAAAUGCUUGAGCAGAGCCAUGUAUUCCAACAUGUUGAAGGGUGCAAGAUCUCCAGUCUGCAAGGCAGUUAAA